Molecule: messenger RNA, 8447 nt
Organism: Paramuricea clavata
Lineage: Eukaryota; Metazoa; Cnidaria; Anthozoa; Malacalcyonacea; Plexauridae
Source: the annotation of a GenBank genome assembly
AUGUCUGCGUCUCCCUCUGUAUCGCCCUCCCCACAUCUCCCUCUGAGUCGUAUAGACACCGAUCCUGUUCAAGGCAUUCCUGGACGCAAUCCAGAUGAAAACGGUGCACUACUUCAAACUGAAAGACUCAAUGAAGAUGUUGAACCGCAGUUAAGGAAACGCAGGUAGGUCCCGUUUGUGUUUGGCAGGAUACGCGUCCGGUUUCUUAAAGAUCCAGUUGAGAGGAUUAAAUUUAGAAAUUAUAUAAAACAAAACCUCUUUUCUUUGGCAAACAAACAGGCAAAAGGGAAUGACAGAGAAGUUACUUGCUCUGCAACAUUGUGUAGUAUAGGGAGUGAACAGCAACAGCAAAUUUAUUUAAUCAGCUUUAUUUGACAAGCAUGCAAAUAGCCACACAUUGUUGUACAUAACUAGCACAUACUACCACAAGAAUGAUAAUAUUUAAAAACGUGCCAAAGAUGGAGAAGCACAAACGAGAUCCCACGCAUGGUGCUCAUCAUUAAUUAGUCAAGACAGUACAGACAAAACAAUGCGUUAAUAUAGAAUAGAAAAAAAAUGAUGUGGAAGGAAAGCAAGAAGUACAGUAGAUUAAGAAAGGAGAAGAGAACGACUGAUAUAGAAGAUAUUCAGUCGUGAUCAAUGAGUGUGAGCUAGGUAAGUCAGGAGUGUAAGCAGUGGCAGUAAGUUGGAGGUACUGUAAGUCUUGUGGAGAUAUGUUUUGGGUUCAUGUUCUUUUAAGGAGACCAAGCAUUUUGUUUGCCUUUGCAACCAUCUUUAAUAUAUAAGGGCCUCAUUUCAGAUCGCUAGAUACAAGAAGGCCAAGAUCCUUUUCGGCUUUGCAUGAUGAUAACUCAUUUGAGUCAUACAUACGGACUACGGUAUGAGAAUUUAAUUGGCUUCCGUUUUCUUGUAACCGUCAACACCUUGCACUUUCCUGUGUUGAAUUUCAUCCUCGAUUUCGUACUCCAUUUCCCCAGCAUGCUCAAGUUUUCUUGUAACGACUGACAGUUGUCUACUGAUCUUAUUUCACUGUAUAAUUUUGCGUCAUCUGCAUACAAUGCGGAGCAUGUACUCGAUGAUACAUUGUCGGGAAGAUCAUUUAUAAAUAUUACAAAAAGUAAUGGUCCCAGAAUGCUACCUUGCGGUACACCAGAUGUAACAGGAGACCAUGAAGAUGCUGUGCCCUCGAUAACAACUCUCUGCUGUCUGUCGUUCAAAUAGCUUUCGAACCAACGUAGAAGAGAGCCAUUUAUACCAUGUAUUUGUAGCAGAAUAUCUGCUUUCUUCCACUCUCUUGCAUGGAACGCCACCUGUUUCUAUUGAUUUGUUGAACAAACUGCAGAGGCUUGAUGAUAUCUCCUUAGAGCAUUCUUUAAGUAGACGUGGUGGCAUUCGGUCAGGACCAUAAGCUUUUGAUGUGUCCAAGUUGUUAAGGUAACGCUCCACUUUGCAUUCAGAAAUUUCAAUACUAGAUAUUUCCUCACACGUUUUUGGAUUCAUACGUCCAGGUUAAUUGUUCUUUAUUGGAAGGAAAACAGAGGCGAAGUAUUCGUUAAAAAGUUCAGCCUUUUUGUUCGGCGUUCUUGCUUUAGUUACGUUGUUAUAGGUGUUGAAUGAUGGAGCAUUCCUACUGCGGAGAAUAUGUUUAUGGUAGGAUCAGAAUAACUUUGGUGAAUGUGUGAUCGAAUCUUGAACUCUUUCCAGAUACUGCUGUCGCUUAACUCUAAUCAAAUCUUUGGUUUCUUGUGUCAACUGUCGUAAUUUGCGUUUUCUAACUUCUGUUCGUUUCUGCCGAUAUUGCCGAAGAGCUGUAUAUUUCUUAUAUAUUAGAUGCUUUACUUCACAAUCUAUCCAUGGUGGUGUAUUGAUGUCCAGAACAGAUGUCUUAGGGACAAACUGAUCUAUUGUUGUAAGAAACAGGUCUUAUUCAUCCACAUCCGAAUGAUCAGAUAUGGCGGAGUGGAGAGGGACGGACAGAAGAUGUUGUCUGACAGCAUUGAAAUUUGCGUUUUUAAAGUCGUAUAUUGGUUGUCUUACUGGUUUUGCUCUUUGAAAACAAAGUUCGAUGUCGAAUUCGAUAAGGUAAUGAUCAGAUGGAAAUAAAUUAGUUGGAUUUAUACAGUUGACGUUAGUGAUGAGCUCCAGAAUAUUGCAGAAAACACAGUCCAGUUUAUUCCCAUGCACGCAGAUAAUAUAUGCAUGGUAUAGUUAUAUAAAUGAUAUAGUUAUAAAUUUAUAUUAAUGAUAAAAAUAUUGGCAUAAAUUGACGUAUUUGAUAUCCUACUUACUUGUUGCUCGUGGCUCAAAUUAAACACAAUUUGGCCUAUUUUUAAGGAUAUGCUUUCGUUUAUCAUAAUAUAAAAAGACGUUGCGAUUUUUAGUUACUUUGUUGAUCACCUAUCUGUCAGCUAGUGACGUUACAAUUACUGCCAUUGGUUUAUGCACUAAUUGUUGAUAAUGAAUAAAAAAAUUGUUUAGUUUCACAUGUAUAAUGUUUCUGCUAAGUCGAGGUACUAUUCACAGUGAUGUAUACAAAAUAUGAACUGCGGGUCCAUGGACCUGCAGGUUGCUUAAUUACACCGGCAACAUUAGUGAAGAUUAAUACUGCAGAAACAGUUGUACUCCCAUAUUAAUGAGUGCAGAGUGAGCCUAAAGUUAAUGGUGGACAUGUUAAACAAAUAAUGUAUGAAUGUACGUCUGCAGAACAGAGGAUUUCGCACCUCCCUCUGUGGGUCAUACAGUGGACACCGAUUCUGCUCAAGGCAUUCCUGGUUGCAGUCAAGAUGAAAACAGUGAACUACUUGAAACUGAAAGAGUCAAUGAAGAUGUUGAACACCAGUUAAGGAAACGCAGGUAGGUCCGUUUGUGUUUGCCAGGAUUAGCGCCCGGUUUCGUAUGAUCAAGUUGAGAGGAUUAAAGAAAUUAUAUAAAACAAAACAUGUUUCGUUGUCAAACAAACAGGCAAAAGGGAAUGACAGAGAAGUUACUUGCUCGCCAUUAUGUAGCAUAGGGAGUGAACAGCAACAGCAAAUCAUAGUUAAUUAUAAAUUUAUACUAAUGAUAAUAAUAUUGGCAUAAAUUUAUAUAAAUUUAUAAAUUUACGUAUUUGAUAUCCUACCCAUGCACUUGUUGCUCAUGGCUCAAAUUUAAAGAUAAUUUGGCCUAUUUUAAAGGAUAUCAGAUUUUCAUGUAUCAUAAUGUAAAAAGACGUUGCGAUAUUUAGUUAUUUUGUUAAUCACCUAUCUGUCAAGGACGUUACAACCGCCAUUGGUUUAUGCACAUGUUAAUUAUAAAUAAAAAAAUUUGUUCAGUUUCGUAUGUAAUGUUUCUGUUAAAUCGUUGUACUAUUCACAGGAUGUAUACAAAACAUGAAACGCGGGUCCAAAGACCACCCAUGGACUUGGUUGCUUUACAAAACAUUAGUGUAUGAAAUUCUCAUUAAAAUGAAUACUGGAGAAACAAAUGUAUUGCCAUAUUAAUGAGUGCAGCCCAAAGUUUAGAGAAUGGUGGACUUUUUAAACUAACAAUGUAUUACGUCUGCAGAACAGAGGAAUGCGCACCUCCCGCUCAUGUGAGUCAUACGGUGGACAUUCAUCUUGCUGAAACUGAAAGACUCAAUGAAGAUGUUGAACCGCAGUUAAGGAAACGCAGGUAGGCCCGUUUGUGUUUGGCAAGAUUCAGUUGAGAGGAUUAAGUUUAGAAAUUAUAUAAAACAAAACAUCUUUUGGUUGGAAAACAAACAGGGAAAGGGAAUGACAGAGAGGUUACUUGCCCACCAUUAUGUAGCAUAGGGACUGAACAACAGUAAAAUGUAGUAAUAAAUUUACAAUGAUAAAAUUAUUGGCAUAAAUUUAUAUAAAUUUAUAAAUUGACGUCUAAUUAAAAAUCAUUUUUUAGUUUUAUGUUUUGGUUCAUGCCUGAUGGGGAGGGGAGGGGGGGGGGUGUUGGAUGUCCUACCCAUGCUGCACUUGCUGCUCAUGGCUCAAACUUAAUGAUAAUUUGGCUCAUAAUGUAAAAAGACGAUGCGAAUUCUAGUUACUUUGUUAAUCACCUAUCUGUCAAGGCGCCACUGGUUUACGUAUCAGGAGUGUUUUAUUAUAGGUUUAAAGCCACGAGCGAAUGGCUUUAGACCUAAUAAAACACGUCCUGCGAGUUUAUUAAAUAAUGGCUUCAAACACGACUACAAAUUCACUAGAUAUACUGCCUUAGUAUUAUAGUAUAUUCUUUAUAUAUAAAGAAUACUAAUGAGGACACGACUACAAUAGAUACUGCCUUAUUAGUAUUCUUUAUUUAGUCUAAGGAUAAGUAAAAAAUCAUGCACUUUGUGAAGAAAGCACCAAAUUCACAGGAAGUGUAGACUUUAACAUGAUAAUGAAUCUUAGAUAUGGAGGCAUCACCAAAAUUGAUGCUGACGCUUAAAAUUUAGGAUUUCUUAUAUAGAGAAUAAUACAUGGGUGCGCGGAAAUACCAAAUUUAUUUCGAGUGUUGAACAUGAUAUGCGAACGAGUGAGAUAUCAUGUUCAACACGAGAAAUAAAUCUGGUAUUUCCAAGCACCCGUGUAUUUUUCUGUUUAUUAUAUAAAGGGCAAUCUUUGAAAAACGAUAAUUUUUACAGAAAAGCGAAAAUUGAAAAGCGAUAAUUUUCACAUGUGAGAUUAUCAUGAAUAAUCUCACAUGUGAGAUUAUCACUUUUAUCAGUGCUCGAAAUCUCUAUAAAGCACUAUACUUUAUAUAAUAAAUUCUCUUAUUAAACUCUAAUACUAUUUAAAAUUGUGAAAUUGCAGGUUCACGUAGAGCAAUAAUGACUUGCAUCAUUAGAAAGCUUACAAAGAACUACAUAUAAGACUUUUAAACGGCUGAUUGAUUAUUCCAGUUAUUGCUAAAAACGUGAUAAAUAGGCGAAAAUCUGCCUCCUCUGCAGGCCCUCGUUGCGUCAUGGGAAGGUGACGAUCUGGCGAGGGCCUGCGUAAUCUUGUAAAAAAAAUGGCGCCGGCGUCACGUCAGCAAGAAAAUUUCUACAUAAUCUUCAAUAUAAACAGGAUAUAAAAAAGCGGCGUGAAGCUUGUAAAUUAAACUGGCGACUCUUAGGACGUGGAAGGAAGCAUUUUUUAACGAUAAGGUUUGUUGUCCACACCAACGUUGCACGAAUAGAACUGCCUUCUUUAACGAAGCAGCUUCAAAACAACAUUUAUUUAUUUUACAAGAUUCCGCAGGCCCUCUCGAAACCGUGACCUUCCCAUGACACAACGAGGGCCUGUGGAGGAGGCAGGGCGAAAAUCCCGCAAAAGUCCUGGACACUAGCCCAAUCCAGAGGAGUUGGAAAAUCAACUGCUUUUAAAAUAAAAAAAACUGCUUUUAAAUGCCUUAUUAUAUGUAGUUUUUCGUAAGCUUUCUAAUGAUGCAUGUCAUUUUUGCUAUAUGUGGACCUGCAAUUUCACAAUUUUUAAUAGUAUCUAUAGGAGAUUAAUAAGAGAAUAUAAGAAAUCCUAAAUAAUUAAUAAGAGAAUAUAAGAAAUUCUAGAUAUAUAUUAUGUUAAAGUCUACACUUCCUGUGAAUUUGGUGCUUUCUUCACAAAGUGCAUGAUUUUCUCAAAAAUCUGUGCAUAUCCGCUGGACUAAUAUAAAGAAUAAUAAUUAGCAGUGUUUUAUCAGGUUUAAAGCCACUGCACGUGACAUGUUAUGGUUGACAUGAUUUGUCAAUAAGCUAAUGAAUUAUUAAUGAAUGUAUAUGUAAUGUGAAAAUCUGCUAAAUCGUAGUACUAUUCACAAUAUGUAUACAAAACAUGAAAUUCUCAUAAAGAUAAACACUGCAGAAACAAAUGUAUUGCCAUAUUAAUGAGUGCAGUCUGCUGGACUUGUUAAACAAAUAAUGUAUUAUACGUCUGCAGAACAGAGGAAUUCGCACCUCCCUCUGUGGGUGAUACAGUGGACACCGAUCCUGCUCAAGGCAUUCCUGGUUGCAGUCAAGAUGAAAACAGUGCACUACUUCAAAGUCGCAAUGGCAAUGAAGAUGUUGAACAGCAGCUAAGGAAACGCAGGUAGGUCCGUUUGUGUUUGGCAAGAUUAAGAAUUAAGUCUAGAAAUUAUAUAAAACAAAACAUCUUUUCGCUGUCACUCAUACAUACACGCAGGCAAAUGGGAAUGACAAAGAAGGUACUUGCUCACCAUUAUAUAGCAUAGGGAGUGAACAGCAACAGCAAAAUUUAGUAAUAGAAUUAUAUUCUAAUGAUAAAUCUAUUGGUAUGAUAAAUUUAUAUGUAGUAUUUAAAAAACGAGAAGAAGUGUUUAUCAUAUUUAAAACGCGAGGCCGAGCGUUUUAGAUAUGAUAAAACGCGAGUUCGAGUGUUUUGAAUAGCUUAAAAUACGACUACAAAAGAAUACUAAUUAGGAUGAACAAUUAUAUAAAGAAUACUAAUGAAGAUGAGUUUUAUCAGAUAUAAUGUCACUCCACGUGACAUAUUAUAGCUGACAUGAUUUGCCACAAGGUUUAUGAAUUUUUAAUGAGUAUUUUAAAUAGUACAUAUAAGUUGAAAAUGUUCUCGAGUGUGUGUUUCAUAAUUUCCAUACCCAGCGCAAGCAGAAAGAUAACGUCUGCCGCGGUUGGGUCUUGAACCCUCGACCUUCGAAUUACUAGAUCGACGCUCUACCAACUGAGCUACACGGUCAGACGGAUUUAAAUUAUUUGAUGCUAUUGUUCACUCGGUAAUAACCGCCAUUGGUUUAUGCACUUGUUAAUAAUAAAUAAAAAAUUGUUUAGUUUUAUUAUGUUUUUUUUAUGUAAUGUUUCUGCUAAAUCAUAGUACUAUAUUCACAGGCUGAAGAGUGAAGAAAGAUGUUGAAGGCUUUUCUUAUCCAAAUGAAAAAAGUGCGCAAACUGUAUCACCGGAAACUGUUAGACGACUUAAAUUGUUCCACUUAAAUAAGUUAAAAGAACGCAGGUAGGUCCGUUUGUGUUUGGCAGGAUAAGCGCCUUGUUUCUUAUUAUUAAGGUUAGAAAUGAUAUAAAACAAAACAUCUUUUCGUUGGCAAACGAACAGGCAAAAGGGAAGGAAUGACCAUUAUGUAACAUAGGGAGUGAACAGCAACAGCAAAAUGUAGUAAUAAAUUGAAUUUUAUACUAAUAAUAAGUUUAUUGGUAUAAUUUUUCAUAAAUUGACGUCUAAUUAAAAACUUCUGAGUUUUAUGUUUUGGUUCAUGCCAGGGGCGGAUAUCUCACAAAAGAUGGGGGGGGGGGGUUGGAUUUCCUACCUACUUGUUGCUAGAACAUGGCUCAAACUUAAUGACAAUUUGGCCUAUUUUAAAAGAUAUCGGGCUUUUAUGUAUCAUAAUGUAAAAAGACGUCGUUGCGAUUUCUAUAGUUACUUUGUUAAUCACCUAUCUGUCAGGGACGUUACAAUCGCCAUUGGUUUAUGCACUUGUUAAUAAUAAGUAAAAAAUUAUUUUGUAAUGUUUCUGUUAAAUCGUAGUAUGACAGGAUGUAUACAAAACAUGAACCGCGGGUCCAUGGAUCACCUUGUGUACGCGGUCCAUGGACUACCCGUAUACGUAGACCACCCAUCAUUUUCUAUAAUUAAGACGCCAAAUUUUACUUUUGUGUAUAAAACAAGCAUUACAGCCUUAACACGAGAGUUGCUACAUUUGCAUUUGCCUUGGCAAGCCCCUUUCCACUAAAUCAUACUCUCGCUGACUUAACUAGUCCCUUGUUGGAUCGCCCGAGACCUUUGCAAUAUAAAUUCUUCAAAAUAACAGCAGGAUACAAACAUUAACGCCCGUAUUCUAAAAGCACAUGCACUCACACUGAAUGAGUGGAAGUUCAAUCUGAGCUUCUCUCGAGUGUCAUUGCUGUUUUUGAAUAGCUGGAGAGUUAGUGUCAUUCCUUACUAUGUGACUACUCACCCUCCAGCUAUUCAAAAACAGCAUUGACACUCAAGAGAAGCUCGGAUUGAACCUCCACUCAUUGAGAGAGAGUGAGUGAGCUUUUAGAAUACGGACGUAAAGGUCUGCCCGAAUCGCGUCCCGGCCCUUCCCUGUCGAGUGUCGUAAACGGAGAGAGUUAUGAUUUUACGUUUUUAUGAUCAAAAAAGCAUCGGAAGAAAUCGGGUGUUACCUUUGGGGUAAGCGGGCGAGGUUUGGGCAUGGCUAAACCAAGGUGUCUGAAAUCACUAUAACUUUACGACAUGCAGUAACAACUCUAAACCAUGCAGUUUCGAUACGAACGGCCAGUUAAAAUAUGGUUAUGUACAAAAGUUUACACUAUAAUAUCACACUAUGUUCGUUUCUUUUGCAGGAAACUCCACACUUCCCGGGGACCAACAAGCGAUAAUCCUCCUGACGGAAUUGGUUUAUCAGACCUGGAAAUACCUCCUGAUAAAUUAGACUGGUAUUUGUUAUAAUAUUAUAAUAUUUGUAAUUGUUAUUAUGUCAAUUGUAUCAAUUGGACUAGUCAG